AUGAAGCUGAUCAAACGUCGAGACAGGCGUCCCCAAGCCACAGCUGCGACGCCAUGCCACUUGCUUGCACUACCAGCGGAGAUACGCUUGCUCAUAUACAGCCACAUAGCCCCCGAUGGCUUCCUACCAAACGCGCCCUACCAGACAUACAUCGGGCUCAUGCUCUCCUGCCCCCAAAUCUACAACGAGAUGACCUCCGAAGCCGUCCGCCUGGCCCCUUCCAUCCUACGCACGAUCCAGUUCUCCGUCAACGCAACGCCAAUGAAGCUACAACCGCUCCGGCCGACGACCUUCGCCUCGCUGAUGCACCUCACGAUCGGAAUACCACGCUGGGCAAUGCUCGAUCGGCCUACGAUAAUGGGCAUUCUGCAAGCCAUGGCACCAGUACUAGAGCUUCACCUGGCCAGAUUGACCAUCGGAUUGGAAGACCUAGAGGGUGAAGACGAUGUCUUGCAGAUGGUUGAGACACUGAAUCCGGCACAAAUCGCGCGUUACGUGAGCCAAGUACAGGACAUGCCCGCACCCCUCUAUCCUCCAAGCGAUUCUGUGGCAUCCGACCAUUAUCGCAUCCGAACAACAUACAGCAAUAUCAUUGGACUCGUCACAGCAAUGAAUUGCCUCAUAGCUCCAGGAAUGUGUAAUGGAAAGCAUGCCCAGGCAAACCACUGGUGCCUUCGCGCUUCAGUCCUUAACCCACCAUUUCCGACGACGACGUGUAACGUUCGGAAGAUUGCUUUCCGCUUGAAAAGGCUCCAUGAUGAGAAGGUAUGUGGGUGUGGUCGACUUCCCGCUCACUACCCUCAUCUGGUGUAUCCGUUUCGCGGGUCGAGCUAUAGGUGGGAGCUGAUGCUCGAAAACCCCUCGUUGGAAAAGGAGCGAUGGAUGGUUCACUGGAGGGAUGAUAAGGGUAAGUUGAGCUGGUCUCUGAAGGGAAAACCAGGGCUAUAUGUAUGGCUGAAGUUGAAAGAGAAGCGAGAGAGCCGGUUGAAGAGGGCUGUGAAAAGCUUGUUCAGGCAGACCUAG
Alternaria hordeiaustralica is the source of this 1023-nucleotide messenger RNA. RefSeq lists its product as uncharacterized. The record is from RefSeq and is a predicted model, not a curated record. The transcript has a single exon. Lineage: Eukaryota; Fungi; Ascomycota; Dothideomycetes; Pleosporales; Pleosporaceae. Bases 1 to 1023 code for a protein of 340 amino acids.